ACUUGUACACACAUACAAAUGGCACUCCAAAGUAUAUCAAAAGAAGCGCUUAUAGGAUCCGCUUCCAUUGGGGUGGUCUUUAUCAUAGCAUAUUAUGCUGGGAAACGGAAAUCCACCUUGUCCAAAAUGAGUAUCUCCAAAAGCCACAGUGGAGGUAAAGACAACCCUUUGUUGCAGUAUGUGGUCAGCCACUCACUGAGAGAACAUCCAGCACUCAAGAAGCUGAGACUGAAAACAAUGGAGGAUUCGUGGAAUCGCAUGAUGGUUGCUUCUGAGCAGUCCCAGUUCAUGGCCAAUCUUGCACAAUUAAUCAAAGCCAAGAAAGCCAUUGAGAUUGGAGUGUAUACAGGCUACAAUUCUCUCAGCAUAGCAUUAGCUUUGCCAGAGGAUGGACAAGUCAUAGCCUGUGAUAUCGAUGAGAAGUACCCAAACAUAGGCUUCCCUUUCUGGAAAGAGGCUGGAGUUGAACAUAAAAUAGAUCUUCGUAUACAGCCAGCACUGAAAACACUGGACAGCCUACUGGCUGCCGGAGAAGCAGAAACCUUUGACUUCAUCUUCAUUGAUGCAGACAAAGUGAACUAUGACGGCUACUAUGAGAAAUCUCUUCAGCUGCUACGGAAAGGUGGCAUUAUCGCCAUUGACAACGUUCUGUGGGGUGGGAAGGUCCUGAACCCGGCGGAGGACGACCUGGACACGCUGGCCAUCGACAAGCUGAACAAGAAACUGCUCAGGGACACAAGGAUCAACCUGAGCAUGCUAACAGUGGGAGACGGGCUUACGCUAGCCUUUAAACUGUAAUCUCUCAGGAGGACUGUUAGUGGUUUUAGACGGGUAGGUCCAGUAGUGCUGUGGAGGAUUUGUAAGUCAGACGUCGAUGGACAUACUGAGUCUUUCUGUGGUCAUUUUCGUGAAUGACAUGUCUUCACUUUCAAAACUUCCACACAAUCAAAUCAGUCAGUUGUAUGCUUGUGUAUAGAAACUAGUUUAUAAUGCCACAAUGUUGUUGUUUCUCCCACUGCUUAGGGUUUUAUGUUGGGUCCCAAUUUUUUUUUUUUUUUUUUUGAUCAGGUUCUUAAGAAGUUCUAUCAACUUUCUCCUGUUUUUAAUUUUGAAGAUGUUCUGUCUUACAUUUUUGAGGCUUCUAGUUUUAUGUAUUUGUUGUUCCUGUUAAGGGCAAAAAACUUCCUUCUCUGCUACUCUUGAAACUUUUUAAAUCAAGACAAGACUCAAUCCUGCUGUAGACCUCAUGGUUCACUUUUAUGGUCAUUAAAAUCAUUGUUACUGAU
Messenger RNA from Chanos chanos (milkfish), 1286 nucleotides. Its product is annotated as catechol O-methyltransferase domain-containing protein 1. The record is from RefSeq and is a predicted model, not a curated record. Gene Ontology annotation, molecular function: S-adenosylmethionine-dependent methyltransferase activity; O-methyltransferase activity. NCBI's taxonomy places the organism in Eukaryota, Metazoa, Chordata, Actinopteri, Gonorynchiformes, Chanidae. The transcript is spliced from 7 exons. The coding region runs from base 19 to 798 and encodes 259 amino acids.